Molecule: messenger RNA, 2447 nt
Organism: Callorhinchus milii (elephant shark)
Lineage: Eukaryota; Metazoa; Chordata; Chondrichthyes; Chimaeriformes; Callorhinchidae
Gene: fam117aa
Product: family with sequence similarity 117 member Aa
Exons: 8
Coding region: 70-1512 (480 amino acids)
Source: RefSeq, a predicted model, not a curated record
AGCGGCGCCGCUCGGGAGAGGUUCGGAGGCGGUCACAGCGGCGACCAGCGGCGGCCUGAGCCGCACACCAUGUCCUCCCAACUGGCCCAGCGUGUCCGGCAGAGCGGCUCCCCCACCUCCAACCGCCUCCAGCCGCUCAGGGCCACCGUCCCCUUCCAGCUGCGGCCCGGGGCCGCCGGGGGAGGCGGGAACAGCGGCUGCAGAGCUCACACGGGCCCCGGCGAACAGCAGCCAGAAGCGGGCAGCAGAGCAGCGGCUCCCGGGGAGAGCAACGUCCGGCACUCCAUCUCCUGCUGCACGUCUCCUGUUAGUAAAGCUGCCGAGAAAUCCCGAUCUCAUCAUCAGGCCAGAUCUUCCAUGCGACGCACUUCGUCACUCGAUACUAUAAUUGGGCCGUACCUGAUAGGACAGUGGCCUCGCGAAGCUGAUGGACACGAUACAACGUGGUUCAAUGAGAAAGCUACACAGACUCCGAGUAUUUGGCAUGAAGUCAGAACAGAACGGAAAAACUCUCACAAGCGCUCAGCAUCUUGGGGCAGUGCAGACCAGCUAAAAGAGAUUGCAAAGCUCAGGCAUCAACUCCAACGCACUAAACUAAGCAAGAGGUACGGCAAGGACAAGGGACGUCAGUCCCCUCUACACGGAGAUUAUACAGCGAUGGGCACAAUCCAGCAGGGACACCCUUCAAAAUUCAUACCGAUCCUAUCAGCGAACCUUGGCAUCACAAAAUUAAUCCCUCGACUCCGAAACAGCUUGGAGGCAAUCAAUCAAGAAAUCGAAGGAAUGUUCAUUAAAGAACACGGGGAUAAAGAGGUGCUGAGGAUCAUGGACACCCCAGAUGGUCACAGGGCACCUUUUCCUUCCCAGCGAUACAGCAGCAGCUCCCAGAGCGACCCCUCACCUGUGCUCCUCGGACAGACCAAUGGCUACAGUAGCCCUUCUCCUUAUCCAUCCCCAUCCCCUUCACCUUCCUUCCCCAAUGGAGCUCAGGAAGAAGAAGGCCCUUGCUUAAUUGAAGAUGCAUUGUUCAAAGAUGGCGGCAACAUUUCACCCCCACCGAAGUACGCUUCCUCUCCCAAACCCAACCAUAGCUACGUGUUCAAGCGGGAGCCUCCAGAGGGUUGUGAACGGGUCACGGCAUUUGAAGAAACUCCGCUCAUUUCAUUCGGACAGGCUCUGCCGCACUCGUGCCCGGAUAAAAACAAGGUUAACUUCAAUCCCACUGGCUCUGCCUUCUGCCCCGUCCACAUCCUGAAGCCCCUCUUCCCAACUGUUGACUUGAUACUGAGGCACUUGCCAGCUUCUGGGUCUUCGGCCACUCCGAUCGGAUCGCCAGCCAGCACUUUGACCUCUUGCCAGUCCACCACUCAGAUCUCAUUCCAGCAACCGUUGGAGGACUCAGGCAGCACAACCUUUCUUGACCUUUCCAAGGAGCAACCACUUCAGUUUGAUCAUUGGAAACGCCCGCCGUCCGAAGAAAGUGCCUUUUUCCAGAGUUCAUUAGUAAUUUAAUUGCUGGCAAAGCAUCGACUGGAACUCUAUCUACCCUCUACGAGUGUUGAAUGCUACCUAGCCACUUGUCUUACCUGAAGGUUUUGUGUCCAUGUAUGUUAGUGCUGUGAUAAACCAAGAACAGAUCAAGCAUCUGUCAUUGGGAGGCAGGCCAGUCAGCAUUGGGGUCUUUUUACAGUUAAAGGUUCAGUGUUCCAUGCAGUUGCUCUAGUACCAAUCAUUACCUGAUAUUCUUUGGGACCGUGUACAUUUGGCUUUGUAGGAAAGCGAUGCAGCUAUUGUGAACUCCUGUUCAAACUCUCUGGCAGCCUUUCAUUUACUUACUUGUUAAUACAUUUUCUUGCUUGAAUUACAAAUCUAUUUAAGAAAGAUCUGCGAUGUACACGAGCUUGGGUUUUGUUGAGAAAUGGCAAUGGGGGGGAAAGCAUGGGAAAAGCACAGGACCAUUUUAAAAAUUGGCCACUGUCUCUUUACCUGGGACGAUGCUUUUUUUUCUUCCAAAAUAGCAUCUUGUGUGACAGAUGCUACAGUAUUGAAAACAAUUGUUUAUAUAUUUAAAGCCUAUUGGAAGCUUUUUUUUUCUUCCUUUAAACCAUACUUUUUUUUCUUGCUCUUUACUUUAUGAAAAGCGUUUUAUUAGGUUUAGCCUUUUAAAAAGCUGCUUACUGAACUGAAAAGCAAGUUGUGCAAAUACUGUUGAUUUAAGGUUUCUGGGAUAUUAAGACUAUGAAAUUCGAGAUUGGCGUUGUCGGAUCCAAUGGAUUGUUCAGUGUUGUUUUGUAGUUGAGGUUGAUGCGUCAAGUUGUGUAGAGACUAAGGAGGUUCCCAUAGCAAUAUGGCCAUGAAAGAUGUACCUGUUUUAAGUUGACGCUAUUAACUUUGUUAAGGGGUAAUAAUCCCUUCCUUUUUUUUAUACUACAGUAAUAAUUUGGUCA